Messenger RNA from Pogona vitticeps (central bearded dragon), 1934 nucleotides. NCBI's taxonomy places the organism in Eukaryota, Metazoa, Chordata, Lepidosauria, Squamata, Agamidae. The record is from RefSeq and is a predicted model, not a curated record.
GUUUCUUCAUGGCAAUUCACCCUUCCCAACUUCUCCUAGGUAUAGGGAGAUGAUUUUCAGCUGAGAGUGUUCAAACAAAGCAUCUGCAAUGGUGCUUCCUAGCAAACGUUUUACCACCUGGUUUGGCUGGUGGUAUAAAUUGGCUGUUAGAGGUGAGAAACAGCAUGGUCUGCUUCUCUUGACGGCUAGAUCCCAGGAAUAGAGGGAGAAAGAAAGAGCGCAAGUCAAUUGAAUCAAUAAAGUUGACGGUCGAAGGGUGGUUUGUGAUGGAGCAAAUGAAGGCAACUGCUGAAACUUUGCGGCGAGAAAAUAGGGAUUUGCUCCUGAAGCUUCGUGCCACCGAAGAAGGCUUGCGAUCUGUGUCCCAAGAAAAAGAUAAUCUGAUGAUCCUGGUUCAGGAACUCAAGAACGAGAGGGAUAUCACGAACGACAACAUGAUUCGUCUUUCCAGGACCAUUGAGAAGACAGUUGCGGCUAAUUUGGAGCUACAGGAACACGUCAGAGCGACAGCUAGGUUUUCUAAAGGAUGUCGUGAAAUUCUACAGGAAUCGAGAAGAGCAACUUUUGAUAAAUCCACCCAAUACAGGCUGGGCCCAACAACAGAUGAGAUGAAACGCAAAUUGGAGCAAUUAGCUAUUGAACUCGGCCAGCAAGUGGGCGAGAAAGAGCGCUUGUUAGCAGAAAACAAAGAGAAGACGGAGAGCCUGCAGAAAGCCAUGAGGAAGUCUGCGCGCCUUAAGAGGAUAAUGGACAAUUGCUGGAAUACGGUGAUGAGCCUAAGAAUGGAAAACGACCGCCUUCGAUGCUCACUGGUGUUAAUCACAGAGAAGGAGGUGAUGAACAAACUCUCAAUCAUGGAGAAGAAGAAAGACUAUAUUGCCAGUGUGACUUGUCACCUGAAGGGUGAACGGGAGAGACUGAAAGCGGUUGUAACCAAAGGGCUUGCGCGGGUCUCGCACAGCCACGCCGCCCAAAUCCGGAAGCUUCAGAAACAGUACGAACAAGCCAGCAAAGAUCUUUGCUGUCUAUUGGAUGACAUUAAGUACUAUUUCUUCAGCUGGUUCAAGGAGUACAAUGACUAUUACAUGAGCAUCUCCCGGAACACGAUGGAUCUGCUGGAGGAGAAUAUAAAACAGCUGAAGGUGGUCGUGCAGAUCCAAAACCUGAAGAAGGUGGACCAAAAUGGGGAUGAGUUUGAAGAGAUGACAAUCCCUGCCCUGAGAGAGAAACUGGAUGUCUUCUUAGAGGGUAUUUUGGAAGAAGUUUCUGCGUUGGAGGAAGAACUCCUCGCAAUAGAAGCCAAGGUGCAGGAACUGGAAAACAGCCAUGAAGAAAGGAAACAAUACGUAGAAAAGUGCAGCGCCUCUUUCUCCAUGCAAGAAUUUGAGAAAGGAAUUGGCUCCGACACGGAGACGCUCCGACAUAUUUUAGAUACCCUGAAACCAAUCUCUCAGGCUCUCAGCCGGGCUAGAAAAAAGGUGGUGCUCAGGCACGCCUUUUACAGCAAAGAGUCUGAAGUGACAAUGAAGACAUCCAGAGAGAAAUCCAAGCAAUGGCUUCACAAACUGGCGGUGCUCCAGGAACUGCGUGCCGCCUCGCCAGCUACUGCCCGGGAACUGGAAGAAGCCAUGAAAUUAGAACAGAACUUGACCGCAGUGGAACGGGUGAUGGUGGCCCAGUUAGAUGAAGCAGCCGCUCUGGAGAAGGAAGAACCAGAGACAAUCACGCUUCAACCUGCUAAAGAUGAUGUGGCGUAAGGGCCAGUGAAACGGAAGAACACAAGGGAUACUUCUGUUCCAAAGACUUCCAUUGAUCAGCACCACGUUUUUAACAAUACUACUGUUUUUUUAACUUGCUGUAUAUGCACAACGAAAUAAAGCUAGCUAGUUCUACUCACUGGAAGCACCAGAUAAUAAAACUGCUCACUGAGUUCA